AUGAGCUCUUCGAAGGCCAAGGCCAAGGAGCUUGUGGACGUCGUGGCGGAAAAGGUCAACAAGUCGAUCGACGACGACAUCGCCUCUCUCAUGGAUUCCUUUCGCGACAUUGUGGGCCUGGCAGCUGUGAGUGCGAGUGCGAGUGCGAGUGCGAGUGCGAGUCAUGCGUGCGCUCUGCUCUGCUCUGCUCAUGCCUAGCGAGGCGAGGCGAGGCGAGGCGCAUACAUGCGGGUCUCUAUGCUCAUCAUCAUCAUCAUCAUCAUCUCCCCACCCGGCUGCACCCAACCCACACAUUGGCAGAUCAGGGACAAGGACGCGUAUCAAGCUACGCAGGAUGGCAUAGAGGCAGAGGCGAGAGCGCACAACAUGGUCAGUCAUCGCACCAGACUCGUGUGUCGCUCAGCCCUUGCGCGCGCUCUGCCUCUCUCCCUCCCCAUCCCCAUCUCCCUCGCCUUCCACCCUCUGCCUCUCACUGAAACCCGCUUGUGCCGCUCUCCACGCGCAGGUCAGAGCAGCUCAAUCAUUAACACUCCUCUCGCACGCUCUCAAGCUGUCCCUCGUCAACUCGCUCGAAGUCGUCGACAGCUCCUCUGCAGAGGUGCAACACCACUCGUCGAGCUCACACGAGACAAUAUCCACGUCCACUCACUUCGUCCCGACCACUGUAACCCCCAACGAAGAAGCGCGACGCUUGAUUUGUGCCACAAAAGAAGAGCGCAAAAAGUGUUUCCAGCUUCUCGCAUUGUUGGGCUUGGAACAGGUCUUUGAUGCUGUGGAGGUUGAGCAGGAAAGUGAGGGAGAAUCGCGCUCGGAUGAGGAGGUGGAGAGCUUCACCGGAGAUCGCGGUGCAGCAGCGAUCGCUGGACUCGUUAGCGCAGCGCAGCGGGAUUCUUUGGUCAUUGGGCAAGAUGCGGAGCCAGCAGCAGAGUCAUCAGAAAGUGUUCCUGCUCAGCAGCCAUCAUCCGCACCGCAGGCCGGUGCUUCCAACGCAAACGAAACAGCCGUGCAAAGCGGAACGCAGACAGCGCAAGCUGACGAUGUGAUGGCAGAACUUGACGAUCGAACCUCCGAAACGCUCGGAACACCGCCCAAAAGGUCAGACGAUGGCGAAGUGGAGGAAGAUGCGGAAAUGGAGGAUGUCGAAGUAGGUUGA
Ceraceosorus bombacis is the source of this 1153-nucleotide messenger RNA. The record is from the annotation of a GenBank genome assembly. NCBI's taxonomy places the organism in Eukaryota, Fungi, Basidiomycota, Exobasidiomycetes, Ceraceosorales, Ceraceosoraceae.